AUGAGAACCGGCAACCCCGCUUCUGUGAGAUUCCAUUCGCCAGCCCUGCGGGAUCCAACGCCUAGUAGUUUCCACACGAACUUCCGUACAGCCGGCGAUGCGAUGAGCACCAGCAAGGGUGCGGUAAAUGAAACAACCAACGCCUCGAAGGCUUUUGGUUGCUUCCAACAAUCGAUCGAAGAACAAAGUUACCCUUCCACACUCUCUCUCACGAGCACUCUCUCUCGUCCUCAAUCAAAGGGCUCCCAUAGUAUGGUGCGAACGAGACCUCUUGUAUCGUUGUCGUUGUCGUUGUUACCGACGCUAGUAAGGCUCGGAACGACGAGCGUGACCGCCGACGCUUCCGCAGACUGCACCGUGCAGCUCGACGGCACGUGUGUGUCUUCGCUGCCACGACUCGAAUGCGGUGUGUACAUGGCGCCGAGUACUUUGGGUGAAGACACGAACCUGGGAAUCUACACGGGCAAGGCACUCCGGACGGACGACGUUGUCAACUUUCCAGAAAUCGCCAUUCCGCUGCUCUUCCGCGAAUGGGGCGAGCACGUCGAAGGGAUUGCCGACGGUGCACUCUGGGAUCGCUAUAUUUGGGAAGGCGAAGUCGCCGAUUUGGAAACCUACACCGAUCGCAACCGCAUCGACAACCGCGCCGUCUUUGUGCCGGGCGUUGGCUGCACCGUCAACUCGGUACUCGACAUGAACAACAUUGAGAGCACGCACGGAUCCACCUACGAUACCGCUGGCUUGCACCGAUCGCGGGAUCCCGGUACCGGUGCUUUUUCGCCCUACCACAGCGCGCUUACUACCGCCGUCACCGAUAUUGCCCCCGGCGCCGAGCUGUUCGCCUCCUACGGGGACUACUGGGUACCGUCCAUUCCGGGAGUGCAAGUCACACUCGAUGAAGUCCUCGAUGUGACCGAAGACUUCUUGCAGAACGAUUUGUACGAAUUUGUGCAGUCGCACCGUGACGCCGAUGCGCUCACUCCCGACGUCAAGGAAGCGCUCUUUGCUUUUGUCAAGGACUUUCCCCUGCCCAAUCAGCCUUUUUCUAAUCUGCCCCGCAACGUUCCCUGGGCCGACGUCGAACGGGCUAUCCACGAAGCCGGCACACACCGCAAACACACUGAUACGACAACUGACAAUGUUAGCGGCGAGUCCUCCGUUGCACGACAGUUCAUUCGGGAACAGUCGAUCCGUGAUCUAGCCUGGUUAGACGAACACGGCUACUGUCAGGAUCACCUGCGACCAGGUCGCUCCACACUACCCCAAGCCGGACGCGGGGCUUUUGCUACCCGUAAUCUCCCGGCCGGAAGCGUAGUCGGCUACGCCCCGCUCAUUCAUAUUGGACUACACGGGCGUGAAGUUUUACGUAUCACUUAUCCUCCCAGCGAACACGAUCAUCACGUUGGGAACGAUGACAACGACGGUGAGAACGGCACGACACCGCGCACCAGUUACGAUCUUGUCCUCAACUACAGCUUUGCCCAUCGCAAUUCAACCGUCAUACUUACACCCUACGGCGGAAUGUACAACUAGCGGGCGUGCCAACGUACAGGUGCGGUGGCCGGACAAAUCCUUGAUCGCUCACGUCCCAUCCUGGCUGGAACAAGACCCCAUAUUCUUGUCGGAA
Phaeodactylum tricornutum CCAP 1055/1 is the source of this 1627-nucleotide messenger RNA. RefSeq lists its product with no specific name. NCBI's taxonomy places the organism in Eukaryota, Bacillariophyta, Bacillariophyceae, Surirellales, Neidiaceae. The record is from RefSeq and is a predicted model, not a curated record. Bases 1 to 1533 code for a protein of 510 amino acids. The transcript is spliced from 4 exons.